Lotus japonicus is the source of this 1668-nucleotide messenger RNA. RefSeq lists its product as uncharacterized. The transcript has 3 exons. The record is from RefSeq and is a predicted model, not a curated record. NCBI's taxonomy places the organism in Eukaryota, Viridiplantae, Streptophyta, Magnoliopsida, Fabales, Fabaceae. The coding region runs from base 1 to 1668 and encodes 555 amino acids. Gene Ontology annotation, molecular function: protein dimerization activity.
AUGCAAGGUAGAGAGACACUUGAUUAUGAAAUUGCUAGAAUGUUUUAUUCUUCUGGAUUGCCAUUUCAUUUUGCAAGAAAUCCCCAUUACAAAAAGGCAUUUGCUUUUGCAUGCAAUAAUUUUAUAAGUGGAUAUAAACUUCCUGGUUAUAACAAGUUGAGAACAACCUUGCUAGAAAAUGAAAGAAGACAUGUGGACAAGCUAUUGGAGCCAAUUAGGAAUUCAUGGAGCCAAAAAGGGGUGACUAUUGUUAGUGAUGGAUGGAGUGAUCCACAAAGGAGACCCCUUAUCAAUUUUAUGGCUGUCACGGAGAGUGGGCCUAUGGCAGCAGGUUUAAUUAUUGAAUCUGAGUUUCCUUCUAUUUAUUGGACUCCUUGUGUUGUGCACACCCUUAACCUUGCUUUGAAGAAUAUAUGUGCAGCCAAGAAUACGGAGAGAAACAGUACUGUUUACGAAGAAUGUUCUUGGAUCACAAAAAUUGCUGAAGAUGUUAUGCUUAUCAUGAACUUCAUCAUGUGCCACUCUAUGAGAUUAUUAAUCUUCCAUUCUUUCAAUUCCUUGCAGUUGAUUUCCAUUGCUCCAACGAGAUUUGCCUCCACAAUAGUGAUGCUCAAGAGGUUUAGGGAAUUAAAGAAAGGGCUUCAAGAGAUGGUCAUUAGUGACAAAUGGAAUUCUUACAAGGAUGAUGAUGUUGAAAAGGCCAAACUUGUGAGGGAAAAAUUGUUGGAUGUUAGUUGGUGGGAUAAGGUUGAUUACAUUCUUUCAUUCACUAGUCCAAUCUAUGAUGUCCUAAGAAAAAUGGAUACAGAUGCUUCAACUCUCCAUGUAGUAUAUGAAAUGUGGGAUUCAAUGAUUGAAAACGUAAGGAAAGUCAUAUACAAGUAUGAAAGAAAGACGGAGUCGGAGGUAUCAACCUUUUAUGAGGUAGUGCACUCCAUAUUAGUUGAUCAAUGGACUAAGAGUAGCAAACCUCUCCAUUGUUUAGCUCACUCUUUAAACCCAAGAUAUUAUAGUCAUGAAUGGCUAAGUGAAGAUGCUAGUAGAGUUCGUCCACAUCAAGAUGUGGAAAUUACUCGUGAAAGGAUGAAGUGCUUCAGAAAGUACUUUGUUGAUGUGGAUGUGAGGAGACGUGUGAAUGUAGAGUUUGCAAGUUUCUCAGAUGGAAGAGAAGGAUUUGAUGACAUUGACUCUUUAGGAGAUAGGGGACGGAUUGAUGCUAAAUCUUGGUGGCUUACUCAUGGUGCUCAUGCUCCACUAUUACAACAAGUUGCUCUUAAGUUACUUGGGCAGCCAUGUUCAUCUUCAUGUAGUGAAAGAAAUUGGAGCACAUACUCUUUCAUUCAUUCUUUGAAGAGAAAUAAGAUGACACCCGAAAGAAAUUGGAGCACAUACUCUUUCAUUCAUUCUUUGAAGAGAAAUAAGAUGACACCCGAAAGAGCUAAAGAUUUAGUAUUUAUUCAUAGCAAUCUCCGGCUUAUUUCAAGAAGUUCUCCACAAUACCAUGAAGGGGAAACCAAAACGUGGGAUAUAGCGGGAGAUGCGUUUGAAUUUCUUGAUGAGGGUGGAUGUGGAAUACUUGAAGUUGCUAAUUUAUCACUUGAUGAACCAGAGCUAGAGGCUAUAUUUUUCAAUGAUGAUGGUGGUCAAGAAGGAGGAGCAAGCCACUAG